ACUGUCCGGCAGCGAAAGAUGCCGAGUGGGAGCGAAGCUGUCCGGAACAUCCGGCUGCAGCUUCUCAACAUAAACAGCAAUGGCGGAGGCAGCAGCAGCGUCAACGGCGGCUUCAGCAGUAACAGGCGGUUGGACAAAACACGUAACCUGCAGAUAUUUCAUGCACGGUCUUUGCAAAGAAGGAGAGAACUGUCGAUAUUCCCAUGACCUGGCGAGCAGCAAGCCUGCUAGCAUGAUCUGCAAAUUCUUUCAGAAGGGAAACUGUGCGUUUGGGGACCGUUGCAGGUUUGAACACUCAAAACCAAUAAAGAACGAGGAGCUGCCGACCUCCCAGACGCUGCCGCUGCCGUCCGUCUCGCUGGCCAGCCCAUCAGACCCUGAACCCAGUGGAACAACACCUGGACCGGGGGUGCCUGACUGGGUCAAUGCUGCUGAAUUUGUUCCAGGACAGCCCUACUGUGGACGUGCUGAGCCAGUGAAGGUGGAGAGCUCAGUCCCUCUCAUUGAGGAGUUUGACAGUGAUGCUGCACUGGACAACGAAGAUUUGAGGAAGCAGCUCUGUCCGUAUGCUGCUGUUGGAGAGUGCCGGUACGGAAUCAACUGUGCCUAUCUUCAUGGUGAUGUAUGUGACAUGUGUGGCCUCCAAGUGCUCCACCCCACUGACAACACCCAGCGCUCAGACCAUACCAAGGCAUGCAUUGAAGCCCAUGAGAAAGACAUGGAGAUAUCAUUUGCCAUCCAACGCAGCAAGGACAUGAUGUGUGGUGUGUGUAUGGAGGUGGUGUUUGAGAAGGUCAACCCAAGCGAGCGUCGCUUUGGCAUCCUCUCCAACUGCAACCACUGCUACUGUCUAAAGUGCAUCCGCAAGUGGAGGAGUGCCAAGCAGUUUGAGAGCAAAAUCAUCAAGUCUUGUCCAGAGUGUCGAAUCACAUCCAAUUUUGUCAUCCCAAGCGAGUACUGGGUGGAAGAUAAGGACGACAAGCAGAAACUCAUCCAGAAAUACAAAGACGGCAUGGGGAGUAAACCAUGCCGAUACUUUGAUGAGGGUCGUGGGACGUGCCCUUUUGGCUCAAACUGCUUCUACAAGCAUGCCUUUCCUGAUGGACGGCUGGAGGAAGCUCAGCCUCAGCGAAGACAGACCGGAUCCAACAACAGGAACCGGAACUCGAGGAGAACGCCACUGUGGGACAUCCUGGAUGAGCGGGAAAGCACCGACUCCUUUGAUAACGAGGACGAGGAGAUGGUGACAUUUGAGCUGAGCGACAUGCUGCUCAUGCUGCUCGCUGCAGGAACCGAUGACGAGGUGACGGAUUCAGAGGACGAAUGGGACUUGUUUCACGAGGAGCUGGACGAUUUCUAUGAGAUUUACCUAUAGCAGCCCCACCCACUGAUGCCCUACACCCACCCCUUUGUCCUCACCUCCCUAUGUAUACUAGACACUAGAAUGGACUGUCUUGUGCGAGUGAUGGACAGUAGCUUUCCCUCCACCCCCUGUAUUGUGGCAGUGCCUUUAAGCAGGCCAUUAAUAAAUGAACUUAUAAAAUAUUUAAAAAAAUACCAACAAGUCGGUGUGCUUGUGCUAAACAUUUUCUAGACAUUUAUCCUCGUGAGUCUUUCUUGUGCGGUUCAUGUUUAAAGGAAAUGAUAAACUCGGUAUAAGAUUUAACAAAGAUUAUAACUUUCUUCAGAUAAUAAAAAUUGUGAAGUUUAUUUGUGGGUGAGGGUUUGACUCAUCAUCUACCCAGGUCUUUGUACAUAAUCCUGAGACUUUAAGGUUACACUCAAACUUACUCAGCACCAUUUACUGUAAUUGUGAUGGGCAUGUAAGAUUUUACAGAUAGUUUUUGAAGGUCAGAACUUCUUGUCUUGUUUAUUAAAGCUGAUGACAGCAUAUAUAUUGUGCUGAUGUUUAAUAAAUUGACCAUUUAAAAACCUA
Archocentrus centrarchus (flier cichlid) is the source of this 1936-nucleotide messenger RNA. It is a transcript of the gene mkrn1, whose product is annotated as makorin, ring finger protein, 1. Lineage: Eukaryota; Metazoa; Chordata; Actinopteri; Cichliformes; Cichlidae. Bases 80 to 1375 code for a protein of 431 amino acids. Gene Ontology annotation, molecular function: metal ion binding; ubiquitin protein ligase activity. The transcript has 8 exons. The record is from RefSeq and is a predicted model, not a curated record. Gene Ontology annotation, biological process: protein polyubiquitination.